Paraglomus brasilianum is the source of this 348-nucleotide messenger RNA. The record is from the annotation of a GenBank genome assembly. Lineage: Eukaryota; Fungi; Glomeromycota; Glomeromycetes; Paraglomerales; Paraglomeraceae.
AUGCCUGUAACUCCCGCACGUCGUCAGGAAUUGCGCCUGCAAAGGCAACUCCAAACCAGAUAUAGAUUCCGCCCAAACGCUUUCAUAUUAUUUCGGCAGAACGUUUGGCAAGUAGUCAGGAUGAUUGAUCAAUUUGAUCAAGCCGAAAUAUCGGCCAUAGCUGCCCAGGUAUGGCAGACAAUGUCUGCAAAGGAGAAGGCAUUUUUCGAGGUCGAGACGGCAUUAACGGCAGAGAUUCAUAAUAGUAGGUCGUUAUUUGACCGCCCGCAAGACCUGGGACAAAGCCUGGAAAUGCGGACAGAAUGGGUCGGUGGGGUCUUUUUCCUAAUUAAAAUCUCUCCCAAAUAG